UAACUUCCAGCAUAAGUUGAGGCAUGAAGUGGCUUUAGUCCUAUGCCUAUUUCAGAGGGAAAGGAAGACAGAAGGAACACAAAGAUGCAAGUCAAAGUUGUAGCUAUUUUCCUGGUUAUCUGCCUGCUCACCUUGGAAGGCACCAAAGCUAGACCUGGGAAUGUAGGCAGCUUUGACAACAACAAUGUAGGAUCUGACAGUUUCAAUGAUAAUGGAAACAGCUAUAAUUCUGGACCUUCUGGAGGGAAUGCCGGAAGCUUUGAUAACAAUAAAGUUGGCGACCAUAGCUUCAAUGACAAUGGCAACAGUGCUAAUGGACCCGAAAUCUGGUACUAAAAACCUACCACCAUGCCAGAUGAUCUCCGCCCAGACUUUUCAUCAAGGAUAUCAUUGCUGACUCAAAUUAUUCUUUUUACUUGGUAUUGAACGUUUUGCUGGUCCUGACUGUACAGAAGCUUCUUCUUGCAAAUAAAGAAACACGACUUAACCAAUGUGCCUUGCAGAACA
Crotalus tigris (Tiger rattlesnake) is the source of this 507-nucleotide messenger RNA. Its product is annotated as insoluble matrix shell protein 4-like. NCBI's taxonomy places the organism in Eukaryota, Metazoa, Chordata, Lepidosauria, Squamata, Viperidae. The transcript has 6 exons. The coding region runs from base 43 to 336 and encodes 97 amino acids. The record is from RefSeq and is a predicted model, not a curated record.